AUGUCCGGAAUACCUGGAGUUUUUGCAAAAUUUGACAGACAGCCACAACAAAUACAAAAUCAACGUGGUUUUAGCGGUUAUCAAACAUCAAAAGAGAACACAGAUGGACAGUAUGCAGGAGGUUAUGGUCGUCAAUCAUAUUCAAGACAACAACAACCACCUCGAAUGAAUCAAAUGAAUGGAAAUCCAAAUAGUAAUUAUAACAAUAAUAAUACGCGUGGAGGUACGAAUUCAAAUUAUAAUAAUAGAACCUACAAUCAAGAUCCUCCACCACCACAACCACUUCUUCAACAAGGACCACUUAAUCCAACUCAGCAAAUGGGAUAUCCCACAAAUGUUACACAACAAAUAGUAACAAGAAAUCCGGCCAAUCCGUCGCCUUUAUAUGUUGCACCGCGUCGUUCAGAGUCACCAGCAUUAAACGAUGUUAAUAAAAAUCAAUACAAUAACACUGGAAGAUACCCUCGUCAACAAAUGAUGCAGCAACAGCCGUUUUCGUCGUUCGAUUCUGGUAACGUACGACAUGCACAAUCUCCACAAAUGAAUAUGUCGUCUAGUGUUGAAGCACCACCAGAUUUACAAACGACAAAUGUUGUGACUAAUCGGUUUUCAGCAUUGUUAGAAGGCACAAGUCGUCAACCAAGACAAGGUUAUAGUUCGGGUUAUCAAAAUCAAACUCAACGUCAGAGUCCAUCGGGUGGGAUGCAAAAUAAUUAUAGACAACAGUCAGCCUAUCAACAGCAAUCUGCAGAUAGACAACCCGCAGAUAGACGACCACAAUCAUCGAGCAAUGAUGAAAAAACUGAUUGGUCAAAACCAUUGCCAAGAAAUUACAAAGUAGAAGAAGAAUUAUUUGGUAUACAUCCAGCAGGUAUCAAUUUUGAAAUGUAUGACAAUAUCCCCGUUGAAACUUCACAUAUGGAUCAUCAAUCAAUUGAAACGUUUGAAGACUGUCCAUUCGGUGAAAUAUCUAAACUAAAUAUUCAGUUAAGUAAUUAUGGUAAACCAACACCUGUACAAAAAUAUGCUAUACCAACGAUUAUAAAUCGUCGUGAUUUAAUGGCAUGCGCACAAACAGGUUCGGGUAAAACGGCCGCAUUCUUGUUACCAAUCUUGCACUUAAUGUUCGAGGAAGGACCGUCGAAGACUCCAUUGGGUUCCUAUCGUAAUCAGCGUAAACAAUAUCCAUUAUGCUUAAUAUUGGCACCAACAAGAGAAUUAGCAUCACAAAUAUACGAAGAAGCGAGAAAGUUUUCCUAUCGGUCAUUAGUUCGUUCGUGUGUUGUUUACGGUGGUGCUGAUAUUGGUUAUCAGACACGUGAUCUUGAAAAAGGUGCACAUUUAUUAGUGGCAACCCCUGGUCGUUUAAAUGAUUUGAUUCAACGUGGACGAAUUGGUUUAGCUAAUAUUCGUUAUCUGGUAUUAGAUGAAGCAGAUCGUAUGUUGGAUAUGGGUUUUGAACCACAAAUACGUGAAAUUGUUGAAAAGUCAGAUAUGCCGCCAACUGGUCAACGUCUUACACUUAUGUUCUCAGCAACAUUUCCAAAACAAAUACAAGAAUUAGCUCGUGAUUUUUUACAUGACUACGUAUUUUUGGCCAUUGGACGUGUUGGUUCAACAUCACAAAACAUAACACAAAAGAUUGUCUGGGUAGAAGAAGCAGAAAAACGCUCAUUUCUUCUUGAUUUACUUAAUGUUGAUGCAGGACCCGAUUCAUUGACACUUGUUUUUGUUGAAACAAAACGUGGUGCAGAUAUGCUCGAUCAAUUUUUGGAUAGCAACAAUUAUUUUGUUAAUUCUAUACACGGUGAUCGUUCACAGGCACAACGAGAAGAAGCUUUGAAAUCGUUCAAGUUAGGAAAAACACCAAUUUUAGUUGCGACAUCGGUUGCUGCCCGUGGACUUGAUAUACCUCAUGUGAAACAUGUGAUUAAUUUUGAUUUGCCAUCAGAUAUUGAUGAAUAUGUACAUCGUAUUGGGCGUACGGGUCGUGCAGGAAUGGCUGGUCAAGCAACAUCAUUUUAUAAUGAAAAAAAUAAAAAUAUUGCCAUUGAUUUACUUGAUAUUUUAACAGAAUCACAGCAAGAAGUGCCAGACUGGCUUGAUCUUGUGGCAAAAGAAGUGAAAAAAGAAAGCAUCGUUAAAAAAUCAUAUGGUGGAAGACGUUUCAAUAAUGGUGGAUUUGGAGCACGAGAUUGGCGUAAUCCUGCACAAUUACGUAGUACUCGAAAACCGCAAAAUUCAGCUAAUAUUGGAGCCGGUGGAGGUUAUGCACCACAAGCUCAAUGGUCUGAUGGUGCAAUGCAUAACAUACAACCUGCGCUUCAACAAAUACAACCGCAAAUAUGGAAUGAUCCUUCCAACAAUUAUGAUAUGAUGAUGCGAUUUCAACAACAACAACAAAAUCUAGGCAUGGCAGGAAAUGUUGUACGACAAGACCAAAGUUGGUGGGAUAAUACAGCUUAA
Didymodactylos carnosus is the source of this 2466-nucleotide messenger RNA. The record is from the annotation of a GenBank genome assembly. Lineage: Eukaryota; Metazoa; Rotifera; Eurotatoria; Philodinida; Philodinidae.